This is a messenger RNA of Podarcis muralis (Common wall lizard), 5337 nucleotides long. It is a transcript of the gene TBC1D24, whose product is annotated as TBC1 domain family member 24. The record is from RefSeq and is a predicted model, not a curated record. NCBI's taxonomy places the organism in Eukaryota, Metazoa, Chordata, Lepidosauria, Squamata, Lacertidae.
GUAAGCUCCGAGACGACCUUACUACGCAUGCGCCUCGAGCCGCUAUUUAUAAUCUGCUCCGUUCGCGGCCGCCGCAAGGGCUCCCGUAGGAGGUGUGUACAUGGAUGAACUGUGAGGUUGGAAAAAGUGAAAGUGCUCCAAGGGCCAGAUAAGAUACUUGCUUUUAUGUCAUUCUGCGAAGACUAUCUUAAUAGCUAUGGGUGAAUAUAGCCGCUUUAUAGACUGGGAUAAAAUGGAUUCUACAAUCCAGGACCAGGAUGCAAAGGAACUGACCAGCACAGAAUUUCAGGACCUGAAGCAACUGGCUCGCCAGGGAUAUUGGGCCAAAAACCACUCUUUAAGAGCCAAAGUGUACCACAAACUGAUUAAUGAUAUCCCUUGCCGCACAGUGACUCCAGAUGCCCACGUCUACCGGGACAUUGUGGUGAAAAUUGCUGGCAAACGUAACAGCGGCAGUCUUCCACUUCCAGAAUUUGUGGACAACAGCCUUGUUCCCACUUACUGCCUGAAUGCAGAAGGCAUUGGGGCAGUCAGGAAGAUAAUUUCAUGCAUUGCAAGCCAGUUCCCGGACAUAUCAUUCUGCCCAGCUCUGCCUUCAGUGGUAGCACUUCUCCUCCAUUACAGUAGGGAUGAAGCAGAGUGCUUUGAGAAGGUCUGCCGCAUCCUUGCCUGCAACGAUUCCUCCAAGCACUUCAUUGAUCAGACGUUCUUGGCUUUUGAGUCGUCUUGCAUGACUUUUGGCGAUCUGGUUAACAAAUACUGUCAGGCGGCCCACAAGCUGAUGGUAGCAGUUUCCAAGGAUGUGCUAGAAGUAUAUUCAGACUGGCAACGGUGGCUUUUUGGAGAACUGCCUCUGGUUUAUGUUGCACGGGUCUUUGAUGUAUUCUUGGUAGAGGGCUACAAGGUUCUAUACCGUGUUGCACUAGCUCUUCUCAAAUUCUUUCAUAAAGUCAGGGUUGGGCAGACUAUGGAGUCAGACAACGUUCAGCAGGACAUCCGAGCUUUCGUUAGGGAUAUUGCAAAGUCAGUGUCUCCUGAGAAACUGUUAGAGAAAGCUUUUGCGAUUCGGCUCUUUUCACGGAAGGAGAUCCAGCUUUUGCAGAUGGCCAAUGAGAAGGCUCUUCAGCAGAAAGGCAUAACCGUCAAACAGAAGAGCAUUGCAUCCCCAAAAAGGCAGAAUGUCCACUUGGCAGUUCAUGCUGAGAACUUCACGUCUGAAAUAGUUGAUGUAAAGAAGAUGAGAGACAUAUGGUCAUGGAUUCCUGAGCGCUUUGCACUUUGCCAGCCACUGCUGCUGUUCACCACCUCAGAACAUGGCUGCAGCUUAAGCAGGUUCUAUUCGCAUUGUGAGGGACAUGAACCAACUCUCCUUCUGAUUAAGACAACGGCCCAAGAGGUCUGUGGGGCUUAUUUAUCAACAGACUGGAAUGAACGCAAACGAGGAGGAAACAAGCUGAGCUUCUUUGGAACAGGGGAAUGUUUUGUGUUCAGGCUGGUGCCUGAAGUGGAACGCUAUGAGUGGGUAAUAAUCAGGCACCCAGAGCUAGCCAUGACUGGACCUGAACAAGGGAACCAUUCCUCCCAUGUUUCUGACCCUCCAUCUGCCACCAGCCUCCCCUCGGACCCCUCAGACCGCCUUUCCCCCUUCCUUUCUGCCCGGCACUUCAACCUGCCUUCCAAAGCUGCAUCCAUGUUUAUGGCUGGUGGGAUGGAAUGCAUCAUUAUAGGCGGAGGCGACGGUCAAGCUCUCUACAUUGACGCAGACCUGAACCAUGGAAGAACUGGCCACUGCAACACUUUCAACAACCAACCAUUGUGCUCUGAAAGUUUCCAGAUAGCUAUCAUAGAGGUUUGGGGUUUCAAGGACACUAUGAGCAACUGAGGAGAUAGAGCCUACUUUCAAAAACAGCUAGCUCGUGGAGCAUCUUAUGAUUCUGACCACAACUCCAGUUGCAAGAGUCGAGCUUAUUUAUAAAUCCACAAAAUCAGUAGGCUCCUUUUUUGUAAUUUAGAAAGCUAAUUUCCAGGGCUCACAUAGAUGCAGGGGCCUCAUUGUUCAGCCAUUGUAUUUUUCAUAUGCAAUUUGUAUUUGGCUAAGCGAUUUAUCCUUGACCUCCUGUUCUUACCUCUGGACACCUUUAUGCAUAUCCUGAUAUUUUUGGUAGCGAGAAGGUGGCCUCACUGAAGUAUCCAAGUUGACUUUUAUCCGUGUCAGAGCCUUCAUGAGGCCAGAUAACAUUUCUGAUGUCAGCAGGUGCUUGUUGGUGACUGGAUUUAUCCAGCAGUGUAAUUUUUCUUCUUUUGCAGAAGCUUCUAAUCCCUGCUAACGUUAGCUUGGAUACAGAGUGACUCCCAUGCAAUCCAAACUGAUUAUGUUGCCGAUUUUUCUCUCCUCCCAACUGCAGUCUUGCUUACUGCGUGCCACGCCAACCUAGAGGCUUCCCCAGAUCCCCAGGGGGCUGCAGUAGGAAAGGGAAGGAUGAGAGAGACCCAUUGCACAUGUGCAGAACACACUGCAAAUGGAGUGUUUGAUCCAAGCCAUUAUUUUCUAUAACCUAUUAGAUUUGAGAAAUCUGUUAAAAGCACCAUUUUGUGUGUGUGUGCGUGCACACACUCAUUUACACACCUUACAGCUGGCUGUUGCCCUAAUAGCCAGUCUUCGUUUGACAUUCCGCUGUGUUUGAAGUGAAGGCUGACUGAGUAAUUUGGGAGUACCUUUUUCCCCCUUUGGUCUUCAGUGCCACUGCUCUGUCGAAGGCAUCCUGUCUGACAUGCUGCCAUCCUGCUUUUCUGUUUACAUUCCUGAUACUGCAUAUCAGUGAUACCAUGAUUUUUUUUAGGGGGUACAUUCAGGCAGCUAAACGACCCUUAUGGGAUAUACAACACACUGAACUACUUCCUCCUGAGUCGUUGCUAUUUGUGUUGAAAACAAGCUGGGAGGAGCUUGAAGCAGUAUUAGCUAAUUGACCUCAAACUUUGGCACAGUCUUUUAAAGUGAAGCUAUUGCAACAAGCUAGGGAAAUGGCCGAUAGUUGUUUUGACUAUUAAAGGACUGUUUCUUCUAGGGACUCUAGGGGGUGCUGCAUCCUCAUUAACCUGACAGAUACCUGGUCACUGGAAGCUUUCUUGCAUGCAGCCUUUGGCUGUUUGGUUAGUAGUGACAUCUCUUCAGUUCAGGUUGCCACGUGGUAAGCAAAGUCUGCCCCUAGACUAACACAGAAGCAUUAAGCACAUCUUGUUGGUUUCCACUUCCUUUUUUCGUCUCUGAAUCUCUGUGAGAUCUGCUCAUUCCUAGCUUAGCAAAUGAGGAAGGGAGCUUUGCCAUAUCUGAUAUCUGCACAACUGCAGUAAAGUAGCCAGCUUAGAAGAUUUUCCUUUAGAACUGGUUAUUGAGUGUUUUCAUUUGAUUAUGCCCUGUCUUAGAAAUGACACAACCUGUGGCUAAAAUGGGGGGAAAGCCAGCUUGUUACAGAACUUGCUCGGUUGAGGCGGUGCAAAACUCAGCAUGCUUUAGCCUUUGGGGACGUUACAUGUGCUUGAAGCUAGGAGGUACUUAAGAUAAUAGCUCAAGAACAUAUCAUAUAACCUGGCUUAUUUUAAACUUGUUUUGGCCCUUUCUCUUACAAUUUCUAGUAAUGUGGACAAAAUUCUACCUGCCUGAUUUGAUGGACGUUGUUAGGUAAUGGAGUAAUACAGACACAAAAAGAAGCCAUUGCAUGGUGUCUUGCAGCUGAAGCUGUUUGCUCGUGCUGUCUGGGGAGCUUUAUCUGCAAUGGGACUACCCUCCUCUGAAUGAAAACUGGUGGCAUUUCUGGCCAUCUUUCCACAGGCCAGCCCAGUCCACUCCCCGUCACUUCUCUGUUGGAGUAGAAUGCAGCACAUGUGAACAACACCAAAACAUCCAGCUAAGGUGAAUUGUUUAGGAUGUGGAAGUCUCAGCAAACCAAGUGGAGAAUGUUUCCAUAUCUAUCCAGAAGGUGGCACACAUUUCUCAGUGGAUGUUGACAUGGUGAAAAAUAAAUAGGUGUUAACAGUCGCUUUUGUGAAGCAGAGCUGUGAAAGUGGGGGCUGGGAUGUUACCUGCAGUCUUGAGAAGGGUGCAGCUCAGAGUCUGCAGCAGCAGGUUUGGCAAAAAUUUAAAAAAAUACUUAUAUCUCCCUGUUAUGUUUCCCAAUCUGUUUUAAGUGGGAGGUUUUUAGCAUAAGCAGUUUUGGAUUAUAUGUCUUGAAGUCGAUACCUUAUUCGUGAUUUCAUUAAGCAAGCUGAUAUUAAGUUUUAUCCGGUUUCUGUCUUCAGUUUUUGAGAUCUUGAUGAUGACUGAAAAGGAGCCAUUCUAAAAGUGGUUUCCUGGGAGAUAAGUCCCUUCCUUGUAAUAAUAGGUUAGACAGCAACACUUGCUGGGUUGAGGAAGGGAGAAGUAUUGGCAGUAGCAAGAAGUGACAUGAAUGUAACUAGAAACAGCUUCCAACGUAAUUCUUUGGGGUGCAGGCAAAUUUCUACCCACCUACAGUAGACUGCUGCAGUGCUAUAAUUUUCUUGGGAAUGUUUCAGUAAUUCACUGAGAACCAUGUACUUGUUGACAACCAAGACUCCCUAUUUCUCAUUGAGAUUAUUUAGCUUUUCUUGCAUAUGAAGAGAGAACAGAAGAGAAAGUCAAUAUUACCAUUAAAGAGUUAAAAACACCUCAUACUAGAAAUACUUUGUUUUAGGAAACCAUAAAAACUGCUUCAUUCAUUAAAUCAGUUGUUAAUUCCAGAACUGAUGUUAAGCACAGAAUUUAUUCUUUUUUAAAAAUAUAUAUUCCGAGGUGUUUACUUCUUCAUGUCUCUUGAAAUAAGUGUUCUAGUUCUCCUCCAAAAUCUGAAUAUGUAUACUUUUGCCUCGCCAUCGUUAUGUGUUAAUAUCACAAGCAAGCAAGGCCUUUGCCCUCAUCUACACACAGUUGGGGCAGAGGAACUCUGGUGUUGCAGAUACAUAUCUAGAAGGUGGACCAGCGGCCAGAUCUCAGCUGCUGUCUCCUCCCUCUCUCCCUCCAGGUUGCUGUGUGUCCCUUUGGUGUGUUUUGAGAUGAGCAUUGUACCUGGUUGUAACGAUACAUGUGAAUGUGCCUACUGCUCCUGACAAUGUGGUGAUGUUUAUUUCCCUGGAGGCAAUUGUAGCUUUUGUGCAAUGUGACUUUCUUCCCUUAACGUAUAGUUUAUGUCUCCCUUCCAUAAUUGAUGUCACUGAUGGCAGUUGUGUGUGUGUGUGUGUGUGUGUGUGUGUGUCUGUGGCCAUACAGAAAUCAAAUUGACUUUUAACAGAAAAAUAAACUCUGGAUAUGACUUGACUCUUCAA